GGCUUAGCCAGAGCAAACCCAUUCUCCAUUCUGUUUUUCUUCCUCCUUUGUUUAAUCCACCCACCAACGCUCCGAUUACUUGCUUUAAUCCUCCUGUUACUACCAUGGCGGCUUCGGCUAUCAGGAACCCUAGCCCCGCCUCCGCAGCCGCCGUUGCCGCGUCGAGGUCGGCGGUGUCCACCUCGCGCUCGAUCCUGCGGGUUCCGGCGGCAUCGAGGAGGAGCCUGGUGGUGGCGGCGGGAAUGCGGCCGGCGAAGGCGGUGGCGGCCGAGGCGCCGACGCCCGUGGCGGAGCGGGUGAACGGGGCGGAGGUGGCCAGGCCCGACGCGAUGGGGAGGUUCGGCAAGUUCGGGGGGAAAUACGUGCCCGAGACGCUCAUGCACGCGCUCACCGAGCUCGAGGCCGCCUUCCACGCCCUCGCCGACGACCAGGACUUCCAGACCGAACUUGAUGGUAUCCUCAAGGAUUACGUCGGCCGCGAGAGCCCUCUGUACUUUGCUGAGCGCCUGACGGAGCACUACAAGCGUGCUGAUGGCACUGGCCCGCUGAUUUACCUCAAGAGGGAGGACCUUAACCACACCGGUGCCCACAAGAUCAACAAUGCUGUGGCUCAAGCUCUGCUUGCCAAGCGGCUCGGGAAGCAGCGUAUCAUCGCUGAGACUGGGGCUGGCCAGCAUGGAGUUGCCACUGCCACGGUGUGUGCUCGCUUUGGGCUGCAGUGUGUCAUCUACAUGGGUGCGCAAGAUAUGGAGAGGCAGGCGCUUAACGUUUUCAGGAUGAGGCUUCUUGGAGCUGAGGUAAGGGCAGUACAUGCUGGGACUGCUACUCUGAAGGAUGCUACCUCGGAGGCCAUCCGUGAUUGGGUCACUAACGUAGAGACCACACACUACAUCUUGGGCUCAGUUGCUGGACCGCACCCAUACCCGAUGAUGGUGAGGGAGUUCCACAAGGUGAUUGGCAAGGAGACCCGUAGACAGGCAAUGGACAAGUGGGGCGGCAAGCCUGAUGUGUUGGUUGCUUGCGUUGGUGGUGGAUCAAAUGCCAUGGGGCUCUUCCAUGAGUUUGUUGAUGACCAAGACGUGAGACUGAUUGGAGUGGAGGCUGCUGGUCAUGGUGUAGACACUGACAAACAUGCUGCAACUUUGACAAAGGGCGAGGUCGGAGUUCUCCAUGGAUCUCUGAGUUAUGUAUUGCAGGAUGCCGAUGGACAAGUCAUUGAACCCCACUCUAUCAGCGCUGGGUUGGAUUACCCUGGUGUUGGACCUGAGCACAGUUUCUUGAGGGAUAUUGGACGUGCUGAAUACGACAGUGUGACAGACCAGGAGGCAUUGGACGCUUUCAAGCGCACCUCUCGGCUGGAGGGCAUCAUCCCUGCCCUGGAGACGUCCCAUGCGCUCGCCUACCUCGAGAAGCUCUGCCCGACGCUCCCUGAUGGGGUGAGGGUGGUGCUGAACUGCAGUGGAAGAGGAGACAAGGAUGUCCACACAGCCAGCAAGUACCUCGAUGUCUAAAAACUCCAGCCAGAGAGGCUAAACAAUGGGUAGCUUUUCCAUUAGCAGUUUUGAAAGCCAAGAAUGAGAAAAACAAUUGCUUAGUGUUCUUUGGGUAUAUGAGUCACAAAUAAUACCUGGAAGUGUGGUCAGUUGCUAUAGCUAAAUUAGCUUGUCUUGUUCUCUUGUAUCUGAAUAAAAUUGUUGUCUGUUGAAGUUUAUAAAUAAAGGCUCGUCAUGUGCUGUGCAUUAUUUACUCUGAAA
Messenger RNA from Brachypodium distachyon (stiff brome), 1754 nucleotides. Its product is annotated as tryptophan synthase beta chain 1. The transcript is spliced from 5 exons. The record is from RefSeq and is a predicted model, not a curated record. Lineage: Eukaryota; Viridiplantae; Streptophyta; Magnoliopsida; Poales; Poaceae. Bases 105 to 1511 code for a protein of 468 amino acids. Gene Ontology annotation, molecular function: tryptophan synthase activity. Gene Ontology annotation, cellular component: cytoplasm. Gene Ontology annotation, biological process: L-tryptophan biosynthetic process.